This is a messenger RNA of Amorphotheca resinae ATCC 22711, 1785 nucleotides long. RefSeq lists its product as hypothetical. Bases 1 to 1785 code for a protein of 594 amino acids. The record is from RefSeq and is a predicted model, not a curated record. Gene Ontology annotation, molecular function: poly(U) RNA binding; mRNA 3'-UTR binding; poly(A) binding. The transcript has 7 exons. Gene Ontology annotation, cellular component: ribonucleoprotein complex; nucleus; cytosol. Lineage: Eukaryota; Fungi; Ascomycota; Leotiomycetes; Helotiales; Amorphothecaceae.
AUGUCUUACCAACAGACUGCGAAUCACACAGAGACUACCUUCGCCCCUCGCACCACCACGACGAACAUGUACACGCAGCCGCCUGUUCGUGGGCACCACGAACCCCAGAGUCAGGGAGUCACGUACGCUCAAGGUCAAGUCCCGAGCUCUCAGAACGAGAGUCUUUCCAUGAGUGCCAUGAUCAAUCAUCUCGCUGGCUUGGCUCUUCCUGGUGGCAAUAUGGCUUCUGCAAAUGCCGCAAUGGGUGCCAAUCAACUCCCUCUUGGUGGCAAUACCCAGUUCUACGUGACUCCGGAUGGUCAGCUUUUCUGUGCUCCUAAUCCUGGCAUGUAUCCUACCCAACCUUUGGCCCCGAGUCAACUUCCGGACAACUCUUACACUUAUCCUGCCACCUUACCGUAUCUCGCGCAGACUGCGUACGGCUACCUUCCUGGUUAUCCAAUGUUGCCAUACACGCCAGGUCGUGCUGGCUACUACACAGAUAGAUCGGAUCAUAUACACAAGGACGUUCCCGGCCUCGAAAAUCGCCGUGGUUCUUACUCCACCAACGAGUCUGUUCCAGGAACUCCCUACUAUGGCCCAACUUCUCUGCGCGAUCAGGCCACUCAGAUUGCACCAGUUGAUCGGUCUCCAUUUGGUUCCACGCCUUCACCGCAACAGCUUGGGCUUCCACAAAUCCAGCAGGUUGCCAAGCCCUUACCAUACAAGACCAUCCCCAUCGAUGUUGAUAUUGACGCUUUGCUUGUUCAACAUCCAGCCAUCCCUCGAGCUGUGCCCGCCGUUUUUACACCUCGUGAGAGCAUGAGAACUCUAGACCAGAGCUUAUCAAACCCCAUCUUCGGCAAUCGCAACGUUUACAUUCGUGGCCUUCACCCAAACACUGAUGAUGAAACUCUCGCUGCAUAUGCGGCACGUUUUGGCAAGGUUGAAACUUCCAAGGCUAUUAUUGAUACCUCUACUGGUGCCUGCAAAGGCUUCGGAUUUGCCAAGUACUACAAUGUUCGCGACUCCGAACUCUGCAUCCGUGGAUUUUACAAGCUUGGCUAUGAGGUUGGAUUUGCUAGAGAGUCCUUCAAUUCCCGUCUCAAGGCUGAAGGCGAUGAAUCGUCAACCAACCUCUACGUUUCGAAUUUGCCCAAGAACAUGACUGAAUCGGAACUUGGUGCUAUCUUCAUGGACUACACUGUCAGUUCGAGCAGAAUCCUUCGUGAUCAUCAGAAUAACAGCCGUGGUGUCGGCUUUGCUCGUUUUGAGAGCCGUGAAAUCUGCGAAGAGAUCAUCAAGAAGUUCCACGGUCAGCCAAUUGGCGAAGAGGGUCUCCUCCUUCAAGUCCGUUACGCCGAUACCCCAGCCCAGAAGGAUCUGAAGCGUAUUACAACCGAACGUAGACAGUUCCGGACCAACGAGUACAAUGUUGGUGCUUAUGGCGGCUCAGCUGCUGAUAUUCUCGCACUUUCCCCGCCGUUAGCAGUAGCAUCUCCGCUCCUCCCCCGCGCUUCUCAGAUCGCUCGCCAUCUUCCUUCUAGGGCCAACGGCUCUUGGAAGCGUGAAGAUUCUGUCCACAGCUCUGUUGGCUCCGGUCCUGUCUUCAAGGAUGUUGAUCGACAGGCAAAAGUGCCUCUCACUGAGCCUAACACCACUAAGCCUAAGGAACAAAAACUCUCCAUGUCCACGCCACCAAUUUCUGAGGAUGGCUCUGGCGAAGAUGGUGUCACUGUCCAUUGCGACUCGCCAGUUGUGGCCCAUGGUGGCUCCACUACUUCUCCAUCCGCUCGCAAGUCUUAA